AUGUUGACACCAGGAGAAAGCCUAAGAGAAGAACAUGCUACCAGUCCUAGCUGGCACCGAUGCCAAGGGAAAGCAUUUCAAGAAGAGACAACCAGGUAUCGAUGUCGGAGAAGGGGAUCACUCAAUGCUGCUACAGGCACUCAUGAGUUCGGAUUGGGUAGCGUGAAGGAGAUAAUAGAAGGAACCGCCGAAAGUAGUUCAGUUUUACCAGGUCUUCCUGAGUACAAAUCUCCUCAUCCAAUAGCAUUCUUAGUUAGUACCAUUCUUAUAAGCCUGUUUUUGACGAGUGAAGCGGCUAGGCUACAUGCUUAG
This is a messenger RNA of Vicia faba (fava bean), 312 nucleotides long. The record is from the annotation of a GenBank genome assembly. Lineage: Eukaryota; Viridiplantae; Streptophyta; Magnoliopsida; Fabales; Fabaceae.